Messenger RNA from Helicoverpa armigera (cotton bollworm), 1868 nucleotides. RefSeq names its product cytochrome P450 4d2-like (gene CYP341B1). Gene Ontology annotation, molecular function: monooxygenase activity; oxidoreductase activity, acting on paired donors, with incorporation or reduction of molecular oxygen; heme binding. NCBI's taxonomy places the organism in Eukaryota, Metazoa, Arthropoda, Insecta, Lepidoptera, Noctuidae. The transcript has 10 exons. The coding region runs from base 210 to 1724 and encodes 504 amino acids. The record is from RefSeq and is a predicted model, not a curated record.
UGCCAGCCGUAAGUAUUUUGUUAGAUUCAGUAGCCCAUGCAGCUUCAUUACCAUUUAACUUAUUUACUCCGUUUUUAAUUACAAAAGUUGUUUUAAUUAGAAUAUCUUCGUUUUCUGUAUCUUCUGGUGCCUUAUUCAUUAUCAGAUCGUGAAUUUUAUCAAUAACCUUUAUAUGUUUUGAAUUAUCGUCUCAGUUUGGUGUUUCUAUAAUGUUAGGACAAAUAUUUGUACUAGUUUUAAUAAUUUGGGUGUUAGUGUUGCGAUGGCAAAGGCGGAAGAUGAUAGAUCUCUCACAUAAACUUGGUUCUACUAAGCAUAGGACUCUGCCUUUUGUGGGACACGCUUACAUGUUUUUGGGAAGUGAUGAACAUCGCAUGUCACAGUUCCAAAAGUUGGGUCGCGAAGCUUAUGACAAAAAGGAUGGUGUGGUUACAAUAUGGCAAGGGCAUCGACUUUAUCUUGUGAUUUCUGACGCAGUAGUGGCGGAGUUUAUUUUGAAAACUUGCUUGGAGAAGGAUGAUGCACUGAAAUGUUUGCACCUUAUGACUGGCAACGGCAGUAUAUUCGCACCUGUGAACAUCUGGCGUCCUCGUCGCAAGAUCCUGGCUCCGACCUUCAGCCCUAAGAACCUGGCUCAAUUCGCGCAAAUCUUCUCUCGUCAGAGCUCCAUCAUGGUGGAACAGCUGCAAGCCGCGGCUGGGAAAGGCGCCUUCUCCAUAUGGCAGUACCUUACUACCUAUACCAUGGAUUCUGUUUGUGAGUCCACCCUAGGAGUCCUAGUGAACUCCCAAAAGCAGACAGAGCAGCCGUUUCUGAAGGCGUUCGACGAGUGUACCCAGCUGGACUCCUCGCGCCUCGUCCAGCCAUGGCUACACAACGAGGCGGUGUACAAGCUGACCCCGGCCUACAAGCGGCACGUCAGGUGCAGGAACUAUGUCGUCAAGUUUGUUGAAGAGGUGAUACAAGCUAAAAGGCAGUCGUUGAAAAAAGAAAAGGAGGCUAUGACUGAAUCUGAUAAAUAUAUAAAGCAAGAUGGACUGAAAACCUUCUUGGAGCUACUCAUAGAUAUGUCGGGAGGUGAUCGUGGCUACACAGAUCUAGAGCUACGGGAAGAGACUGUUGUUCUGGUUUUGGCGGGUACUGACACUUCCGCAGUGGGGACCGCUUUUACAUCCAUGAUGCUGUCGAAGUACCCUGAUGUACAGGAUAAAGUUUACGAAGAAAUUCAGGAAGUAUUUGGUGACUCCAAGAGACCUGUGGUGGCUGAAGACUUGCCUUGUCUCAAGUAUUUGGAUGCUGUCAUACGCGAGACUCUAAGGCUAUACCCACCCGUGCCAAUCAUUGCUCGGAAAGUUGAUAAGGAAGUCAAUUUGCCAUCAGGAGUGACCCUAGUCAAGGAGUGUGGCUUAGUGGUCAACAUCUGGUCCAUCCACCGCAACCCUCGGUACUGGGGCUGUGACGCGGAGCAGUUCCGUCCUGAGCGCUUCCUCGACGCGCCGCCCACACACCCUGCCGCCUUCAUGCCCUUCAGCCAUGGACCUAGAGCUUGUAUUGGGUACCAAUACGCCAUGAUGUCAAUGAAGACAGCCAUGGCAGCCCUACUCCGUCAGUACAAGAUAAUGCCUGCUUCAGAUGAUGUGGACCUCAAACCCUUGAGGGUCAAGUUUGAUGUCAUGAUGAGAGAUGUCGAUAACUUCACAUUGCAGCUUCAAGAGAGAGUAUGAUGUAGUGGUACCAUCGACUGAGUUCUUCAAGUAUACAAAGUUUGUUAAUUAUUUAUUGCUGAACUUAUAAAAAGGUCGUCACGGCGCCAUGGAAAUAUUUUAUUAAAAACUGUGUGUCUAUGCAUUUAGUGGGCAAUGGGAGCA